This is a messenger RNA of Drechmeria coniospora, 2145 nucleotides long. RefSeq names its product Vps52 / Sac2 family protein. Gene Ontology annotation, molecular function: syntaxin binding. Gene Ontology annotation, biological process: Golgi to vacuole transport; retrograde transport, endosome to Golgi; endocytic recycling. Gene Ontology annotation, cellular component: GARP complex. The record is from RefSeq and is a predicted model, not a curated record. The transcript has a single exon. NCBI's taxonomy places the organism in Eukaryota, Fungi, Ascomycota, Sordariomycetes, Hypocreales, Ophiocordycipitaceae. Bases 1 to 2145 code for a protein of 714 amino acids.
AUGUGGCUCGAUCGCCUGGCGGGAGCUCCCACCGGCCUCUCUGGCCAGUCGACGCCUCAGCCUGGGAGCAGAUCAUACUCCCCUCUGCCGCGCAAGAACUUCCCGGCAACCCUUAGUCCGUACGUGACCUCUCAACGGCCCGGGCACUCUCCUCGGGGUUCCUCCCUCUCCCUCGCCUCCAACGAGUCCUCCACGUCGGCCUCGUUGCUCUCCUCGGCCCGGCGAGUCAAUGGCUCCGGCUUGCGUCAAACGUCGACGACAGCGGCGGACGUGCCCGAAUCCUUGAAGACUCUCGAAAGAUUACUUCAAACGGAUGCAAAGGAACGGACAGGCUCCAUCACCGAGGAGGAUGUCGGCUUUGAUGUCGACUUUGGCCCACACUCUCUCUUGGAUCUGGCUUCAUCCCAGGGGUCCCAAGAGUCGGAGGAUCUUGCUACGAGCGCGAGUUGCUCACAAACGGCCCAAGAAAGUCGGUCGCUUUCCAGCGAGGGACGGCAGUGUAGGCCAAAUGCCGCUGACGCAAGUAAACUAGAUGACAAGGACAAGUCCCGGCUCGAUCAUCUCCAUCGAUCCAUUUCCGCCUGCGAUAAUGUACUGCACUCGGUGGAGACGAACUUGGCCAGCUUCCGCCGCGACCUCGCCGCCGUAUCGGCCGAUAUCGAAUAUCUGCAGGCGAGAUCAACGGCCUUGAGCCGCCGCCUUCAGCACCGUCAGGAGGUGGAGAAGACUUUGAGUCCAUUCGUCGACGAGCUAUGCAUCUCUCCCGACAUCAUAUCGAAGAUAUCCACAGGCCACAUCGAUGAUUCAUGGGCAAAGAUGCUUUCCGUGGUUGACAAGAAAUCAGUCAUGCACGCCCGGAAGACCUCCUUGGGCGCUCCGCGUAGCAAAGCCUCCGAGGAGCUGGGACCCCUCCUAGAAAGGCUGACAAUGAAGGUACGGUGCCCGUCGGCUCGAUGGAGCGAGUUGAACAGAAGCGAUUUGCUCAUCACAGUCACGCAGGCCAUCGAGCGGGUUCGUGAUUUUCUCGUCGCUCAAAUCAAAGCUCUCCGAUCUCCUCACAUCAACGCGCAAAUCAUUCAGCAGCAAAACUUUGUCAAGUUCAAGGAUCUAUACACCUUUUUGCACAAGCAUCAUGGUACGCUUGCCGACGAGAUCUCUCAAGCUUACAUGAACACCAUGCGCUGGUAUUACCUCACCCAGUUUGGGCGCUACGACAAGGCAUUGGGGAAGCUCAAGGUUCACACGCUGGACAAGAACGACACCCUUGGCCAUGAAGACACGUCCCGAAUGGCGGCUGUGCUGUCGAGCUCGCGGGUUGCUGGCCCUCCGCACGACCCAUUCAACCUCGGGCAUCGAGCUGAUCUGCUCAAGGCAAAGAACCAGUCAGCCCUCUCGUCCUACUUGGCGGAGGAAGACCAGGCGACGCACUAUCUUGAGAUUCCCUUCCAGAACUUCAACUUGGCCUUGAUCGACAACGCCACGGCCGAGUACACCUUUCUCGUCGCCUUCUUCUCCCCCGCCCUGUCCAUUUCCCAGAUAUUGAGAAACUUCAAUUACAUUUUCGAGCCGACAUUUGACCUUGGUCGAAGGCUGAGCAAAUCCCUCGCCAGCGACAGCUUCGACGCCCUGGGGAUACUGUUGUGCAUCCGACUGAACCAGCAUGUGGCAUUUGAGCUGCAGCGGCGCAGAGUUCCUGCCGUAGACGGCUACGUCAACGGCACCAACAUGCUCCUCUGGCCGCGGCUGCAGGUCGUCAUGGACCGCCACUGCGAGUCGGUGAGGCUUCUGACGAACUCCCUGCCGGCCAAGCACCAUCGGUCCGGGGGGCAGUCCAAGCUGGCUGCCGCGCCUCAUGUCGUCUCGCAGCGCUUCGGCCAACUCCUGCAUGGCUUCCUCACGCUCUGCGCCGAGGCUGGCGAUGAUGAACCGGUCGCCGCUAGUCUCCAGCGCCUGCGAUCCGAGGUUGAGGCGUUUUUGAACCGCCUGAGCCUAUCAUAUGGCUCGGACAAGCGCAAGAGUGGACGGUUCCUCUACAACAACUAUUCUCUAAUACUCACCAUCAUCGGCGACGCCGAGGGUAAGCUCGCCGCGGCACAGCAAGAGCACUUUGAGCAACUUAAGUCGGCCCAUCAGGAAGAGUCGUGA